Labeo rohita (rohu) is the source of this 1591-nucleotide messenger RNA. RefSeq names its product NACHT, LRR and PYD domains-containing protein 12. NCBI's taxonomy places the organism in Eukaryota, Metazoa, Chordata, Actinopteri, Cypriniformes, Cyprinidae. The annotation marks the transcript as partial. Gene Ontology annotation, molecular function: protein binding. The transcript is spliced from 5 exons. The record is from RefSeq and is a predicted model, not a curated record.
GCUGUGUGGGUGUUGUCUCACUGCUCAGUCCUGUGAAAGUUUGUCUUCAGCUCUACAGUCAUCAAACUCUGUCCUGAGAGAGCUGGAUCUGAGUAACAAUGACUUGCAGGAUCAUGGAGUGAAGCUUCUUUCUGUUGGACCGAAGAGUCCAAACUCUAAACUGGAGAUAUUGAGACUUUCCAUAUGUAAUCUCACUGCUCAGUCUUGUGAGAGUUUGUCAUCAGUUUUAAAAUCCUCAAACUCUGUCCUGAAAGAACUGGACCUGAGUAACAAUGACCUGCAGGAUUCUGGAGUGAUGCUUCUUUCUGGAGGACUAGAGAGUCCAAACUGUCAGCUGGAGAUACUGAGGUUGUCUGGCUGUAUGGUGACAGAGAAAGGCUGUCAUUGUGUGUCUUCAGCUCUGAGUUCAAACCCCUCACACCUGAGAGAGCUGGAUCUGAGCUACAAUCACUCAGGGGAUUCAGGAGUCAAGCUGCUUUCUGAAAAACUGAACGGUUCAAACUGCAAACUCAGUGUGGAUCAUGGAGGAGAAUCCAGGAUUACAGCAGGAUUGAAGAAAUAUGCCUGUUUUCUCACACUGGAUCCAAACACAGCACACACUGAACUCAGUCUGUCUGAGGACAACAGAAAGGUGACACAUGUGAAAGAGAAUCAGUCGUGUCCUGAUCAUCCAGACAGAUUUGAUGCGUUUCCUCAGGUGUUGUGUAGAGAGAGUGUGUGUGGACGCUGUUACUGGGAGAUUGAGUGGAGUGGAGAUCUUGUGUUUAUAUCAGUGUCAUAUAAGAGCAUCAGCAGGAAGGGAGACGGUGAUGAGUGUCGGUUUGGAUCUAAUGAUCAGUCCUGGAGUUUGAUCUGCUCUCCUGACAGAUACUCAUUCAUACACAAUAACAUAGCGACUGAGCUCCCUGUGAAUCCCAUCAGUAGUAGAAUAGGAGUGAAUGAUGAUGAUGAUAAUAAUAAUAUCUAUAGAGUAGGAGUGUAUGUGGAUGUGAGUGCAGGAACUCUGUCCUUCUACAGCGUCUCUGACACAAUGAGUCUCAUCCACACAGAACAGAUCACAUUCACUCAGACGCUCUGUCCUGGGUUUUAUGUUUGGUGUGGAUCAGUGAAACUGUGUUGAUGAAUGAGAAUAGACUAAUGAGAGAUUGUACCCAUAAUGCUUUGAGCUGCUGAUGAAUCAGUAAGAGUGAGAUGUUCUGGAGUCUCUUCAUGACAUUAAUACUGCAGCUCAACUUCUGUCACUCAAAUAACAGUCAGAAUAAAUGAGUGUGUGUGAGUCUAGAUUUGUGUUUUUAUUGUUGUGUCUCAUCACUCAUUUGUUUUAUUAGUGUUAAAAAUGUCAAAAUGUCACAAUCUUGACAAUCAAGAUCAUGUCAUUCAUUUCUCUUGUUUUUGUACAGAAAUAAUAAAACACUGAUAAAUCAAGUUGAGAUCAGAUUUUAAUUGAUGUUUGUAUCAUGAAUAUAAUCGAUUUCUCACAAGACUGAAAUGAACUUUUGACAUUAUGAAAUGUGACAUGAAUCAGAGCAUUUAAUAAUAAUGAUUAUUGUACCUACAGUAAAGAUGUAUUAAAUUACAGGUUCUCUUUAAA